AUGUCAUGGCUGGUGCAAGCCUCACCCCCCCUACCCUUUGAGCUAUGGGACUGCAUCGCAAGCUAUCUGCCAAAUGCCGAUAUCAAAUCUUUGCGCCUGACAUGUACCCAAGUCAACAACGCAGUCCCUCUUCGCAUUGACCGAGUUUUUCUUUCCGCCAACCCACUUAACAUAGAGGUAUUUCGCAAGAUUGCCUCACAUGAGAAGUUCCGCCAUUCGGUGACCGAAAUUAUCUGGGAUGAAGCAUGCUUGCCACGGGGUCCACAGCGAAUAGAUCAAACUGGCGAGGGGCACGAAUUACUCUCGGACGAUGAUGAGCCUGAUAACACCAGAGAGUGGGCUCAAGUUUAUUCUGACUAUUUCAGAGAGAAGCUGAUGGAGCAACAUCAACUUGAAGAAGACAACGGAUGUCCCAAAUGGUUCAAAGACGCCUGUCAAGAAAAUCUCCGCAUUCUAUUGAGCCGCAAAGGAGCCGAUGUUGACAGCCCGGAGGGCAGAUUCUCGCCCAGCCUCCGCUGGGGCAGUGCUGGCGGCAUUAUCAGUGUGAAGCAAUUCCCCGCUCUGAAAAGGGUCACUAUCACACCUGUGGCCCACGGACACCUCUUCAACCCGCUUUACCCGACCCCAAUGAUUCGCGCAUUCCCGAAGGGCUUCAACUACCCUAUUCCGUGUGGCUGGCUGUACAAUAAAUCUAGACACGGACCUGCGACUGCGUAUACGUGGAACCAUUACCCUGAACUCAGAGAAAGAUACCGCGGAUUCCGCACUACAAUGCGUGUGCUUGCCAACGAACCAAAUUCUGUUUCUGAGCUUAUGAUGACUUCCAACUUUCUCCCUACAGGAAUCAACUGCACAAUCUUCGACGAGCCCUGCAAAGAGUAUGAUCAUUUGGUCAAGGUGCUUAAAAACCCGGGCUUUCGCCGUCUGGAUCUCUCACUGCUCGUUGGUGGGGAGGAUGAUGCAGACCUCGAACCAUGCUGGAGAUCUUUGCUCAAUGGUCGUCUGCGCUGUGCACUUAGUGGCGCAACGAAUCUCGAGGAGCUUAGGCUGCACAUAACUUACGAUCAGGAAAUUCAUGAGAAUGGAUUUUACCCACUGAUUCCUCUAAAUGACAUUGUACCUGUGGAAUAUUGGUCGAGUCUGCGUCACUUUGAACUGUCUGGCUUUGUUAUCUCACAGGAUGAUUGCGUCUCCUUCCUCAGCACCCUGCCACCCUCUAUUCAAUCCAUUGAACUUAGCAUGUUGGAAUUCUAUGAUGACAAUGCUGCGGACUGGUAUAUCAUGCUCAAGAAGAUCCGGCAAAUGGUAUCCGAGAGCACGUCGUGGAGAGACUUGAAUGCCGCCUCCAGGCCCAGAUUUACGAUCGGAGUGCCAGAUGCAGUUGGAAUGCCUGCCGAAUAUGGAAAGGGUAAAUGGAUUGAAAAGGAGGUACAAGAUUUUGUCUACAAUGACGGGGAGAAUCCCAUUAAGGAAUCAGACCCCCUUGACAUCCCAAAAGGGAUUGGUAUGCUGAAAGAUGCAUUCGAUGCUGGUUUCCGACGCCCAAAUGUGGAAUCGCGUGAUUUAGAAAAGUUGAAAAUUUGCAAGGAGAAUUAUGACAUCUACGAAUACUGA
This is a messenger RNA of Penicillium cosmopolitanum, 1614 nucleotides long. RefSeq names its product F-box protein. Bases 1 to 1614 code for a protein of 537 amino acids. Lineage: Eukaryota; Fungi; Ascomycota; Eurotiomycetes; Eurotiales; Aspergillaceae. The transcript is spliced from 2 exons. The record is from RefSeq and is a predicted model, not a curated record.